UCCCCUUCUCAUAUAUCUUCUCCCUCUUUUGUCUUCUUUCCUGUCCUUGUCUUCUAGGGGUAUAACUUUCAUGAACCAAGAUACCUAAUCAGAUCAUGUUUUUUACACGUUUUGGAGCACGGUUUGUCAGUCAUGUUGUGAUUUUCUCUCUUGUUUUCGGCAACACUGGUCCUGAGUUUUAUUAUUUUGUACUUUUAUGGAAUAGGAAUUCGAUCCUUGCUUUUCAUUACUCUGCUAUACUGUUAAAGUGUGAUGUAGAUCUAUAUCCAAGCUGUCUAAUAGAGAACAGGGCAUAUAAGUCGUUUGUAGGGGUACAAGUGGCCCGAAACUGAUGCCAUUUAGUUUUCCUAUGCCAUAGGACCAGUUGGCUGUUUUCAUUACUAGCAAGAGAAGG
Molecule: messenger RNA, 394 nt
Organism: Aspergillus caelatus
Lineage: Eukaryota; Fungi; Ascomycota; Eurotiomycetes; Eurotiales; Aspergillaceae
Exons: 1
Coding region: 96-332 (78 amino acids)
Source: RefSeq, a predicted model, not a curated record